Messenger RNA from Cladocopium goreaui, 1437 nucleotides. The record is from the annotation of a GenBank genome assembly. NCBI's taxonomy places the organism in Eukaryota, Dinophyceae, Suessiales, Symbiodiniaceae.
GGGGAAGAAGCUGAAGAAGCAAUGGAGGUCUCUAUCUCUGAAGACCCUGCUGGAGCAGAAGCCCAAGAGACUGCACAGGUUCCCUCAAAUGAGGGUGGCACAACUUCAGUGGGAGAAGAUGCUGCCGGUGAGGGUUCAAAUGUUCAGGCGGGGGAAGAAGCUGAAGAAGCAAUGGAGGUCUCUAUCUCUGAAGACCCUGCUGAAGCAGAAGCCCAAGAGACUGCACAGGUUCCCUCAAAUGAGGGUGGCACAACUUCAGUGGAAGAAGAUGCUGCCGGUGAGGGUUCAAAUGUUCAGGCGGGGGAAGAAGCUGAAGAAGCAAUGGAGGUCUCUAUCUCUGAAGACCCUGCUGGAGCAGAAGCCCAAGAGACUGCACAGGUUCCCUCAAAUGAGGGUGGCACAACUUCAGUGGGAGAAGAUGCUGCCGGUGAGGGUUCAAAUGUUCAGGCAGGGGAAGAAGCUGAAGAAGCAAUGGAGGUCUCUAUCUCUGAAGACCCUGCUGGAACAGCUCCCAAUGCGUUUACAGAGGAUGAGGAGGAGAUGCUCUUCACAAUCGAUCCUGCCGGAGAGGCUGCGCUCCUCGAUGCUCCACCCGAGGAAGAUGUGCCGACACAGAAGGAAACUGACAAAGAGGAAGGUGAGCAGGAAGCCGAUGAAGCCGAUGCCGAAAAGACGCAGGCCACUUGUGCAACCUGUGGCCUCUUUGGCCACGAUGCUUCGGCAUGUCCUUUUGCUCACCCGGAGGACAUCGACCUUGGAGAUUUAGAGGAGUCGGACUCUGAUGAUGAGCUUGCAGAGCUUUAUCCGCUCUUCAGUCGUUAUGUGCAGCAGCACAUUGGUGCUUUGACACCCAAGGAUCGGAAGGGCCUUACUGGUGGAGGGCGCUACUUUGGCCAGGAGAAGCACCAGGCGUGCUGGGCCUGCGCAGAGGUUGGCCAUGAUGCCAAUGACUGUCCAGACAAGGGCUGCUUUUUCUGCUCAAAGAAAGGCCAUGAGAGCCGAGAGUGUCCUCAAAGAUCUUUGAGAUGCAGCCACUGUAACCUUCGUGGCCAUGCGCCAGUGUCCUGCCCCACGCUGGCGGCCAUUCGCCUGGCUGAUUUCUCUCAUGUGCGGUGUAUGCGUUGCGGAACUCUAGGGCAUCCAAAUUGUGGAGUGCCACCAAAAGCUCCAGACGUUGCACAGCCUGGGCUGUCCGCAAGGGAAGAGGCGGACAAGCAACAAAUGUUGCAGCAAAUUGCUGCAGGCCGUGCACGCACGAGAGCGUGGGAUACCGCACCGUGGCGAUCGAAGCCAGACUUGGAGAUGCCCAAAGCAAAAAUGGCCAAAGUUAGCAAGGUUGAUGUUCCGGUUCCAGAUCUCUUGCUCCAGGAUUAGGCAACAAGUGAGGGGCUGGGCUGCGCGCUUUUCAGAAGACUCAAAAAAUGCGUGCAGGGAAGA